CGGAGCCUACGGUCGUUCAAACCCCAAGUCCGCAGUCACAAUUUGGACGUUCAGCGGUGUAGAUGUACAGCCGCUUUGUGUCGCGUUUACAAUCUUGACUACCGGAAGUGCAAUUCCGCGUCUCCGGCUGUGCAUUCGAGUUUGUUUCACUCCGGUUUUCGCGAAUAUCCAUCGGAUACGCCGGUCGUGAUAUCGAUGAUCGUCUGAAAUCUACCUUGCAUGAAUCUCGGCAAUCGGAUCGCGCUGUUCGGGAAGCUAUUGUUUGAUUAGACUGGUGUUUCCGAAGCGGGGUGAAACCGUCGUCACAUCGCGAUUUCGCUACUCGCGGUGUUGCUGUUUCGAAGUGGUUUUUUUUUCAAGAAAGCUCCGUCCGUCGGAACGCUACGCUUUAAGCUACGCCCGGCCGGCGCGGCGUCUGUAUUAAAGAGGGAUAUGUCCGAAGCGGCGACGGCGAUCGACUGACAGCGGCGGAAUCGAAGCUGCUUGCUUGCAGCGAAACGUGCCGGUGCGAUCACAGUAUGAUUUUCGGGUGACGAGAUGCAACAUCUUCAGGACAAAUUGACAUAAAUCGUCACGCGAGGAGCGGAUCUCCUGAAGCGUGGCUGGUGCGAGAUGUAGCUUACCGAAGUCUUCCGUGCUUCCACGAAAGGAAGGCGGCUAUCUCGGUUCGUUGACUCACAGAAUUGUAUUUUGUACCCGUCUGGUGUUUAUCUGGUGACAAGGUGGUGGUGAUAAAUCCUGGAGUGAUACUUUGUGAAGUGGUGCUGUCGGUGCGAGGACAGGAACAUCGAGAAACGUCCGUGUUACUUCCGCGAUGUGUCUGCGAUUCGGUUAGGAAGGACUUCCUCUCUUCUCAUCGCACCAGGAUGACGAAACGCUGUCUGUCGGACGCGCUCGACUAGUCAUCACAGUGGACGCGUUCUGCUUAAUCGCAGUCUCGGGAGGGGGUGGUUCGAUGUUCCCUCCCGUGGCCCAAGGUGGGGCCGGGGAUCGUCCCGUGGGGGACACGGUGGCACGGGCACAGCAGACGACCGGCCCCGCUACGACGACCCUAUGGCCUUUAGCACCUGCGCAGCCCAAUCAACUUUCAAAUCAACAGUUCCAGGGCAUACCACCCCUGGCAGCUACGCCUGCGCCCGCACACAAUCAAGGUGCUAAUCGCUCCGGCACGCUGUAUUCGUUAUUCUCAGGGGGUGGCGGGGGUAGUUAUGUUGCCGCCACCCCCGCCACCCCAGGGCAACCGGCGGCAGCACGGACUUAUCACAAGGAACGGACAGUUUCAGAGAGCGUGUUUUCCGCGGCAGUCGGAGUGGGGAUGAGUGGCUACACCUGGGGCGCUCCCACGCCACCGCCGGGAUCGUACAGCCCCGUGCCCAUGACACAGCUGGACCUGCUGAAAAAUUUCGCGAACCUGGCACCCGCGGCCGCGGCCGCCGCCGCGGGCCAGCAGACCUUGAGUCUGCAGGGUGUCGGCGUUAACGUGGCGGGCAGUUUGCAUCACGCGCAACACACGCAGCAUACGCAGCACACCCUCAAUCUCACCGGGUUUCAUCAUCUGCAUCAUGGUGGCCUCCACCAGAACGCGUUCUCGCCUCAAUUAUCGCUGGUGGCCGGCAGUGCACCAACCCUGACCAUCAACAGCUUUUCGUCACACAACCCGACGGGCAACGGUGUCGCGCCGACGACGGGCGUUCUCCUGCAGGAGUACCAGUCGCCGAUAGGCGCGACAGCGGCGCCGGCAGGAUGUACCGUCACCGUGAACGGUUCCUCCUGCCUGACCAACACCAGCAGCACGGCUAACAGCAUGGUGUUGCACGGCGGCAGCGGCGGCGGCAACCAAGCGACCGGCAACCAGACCGUGCAGGCUGCCACCGUCACAACGAAGAAACGCGAGGCUUUCCUUUCCAGUCAAGGCCAACCGGUGAAGCUGGAGAACAAAUCGACCAGGACGUCGUGCCUGUGCAGGAACAGCAACGGGAAGACAAAGGUAGUGCAUUCGGACGUGGGAUGCAGCAGGACGCUACCUGUCGCCUCGUCCUGGAAUGGGCAGGAUGGCAGUGCUGGCACUAACAAUAGCAACGCUGCUAGUCUGACGGUGAAAAGGGAACCGUUGGCUUCAGUGCCCUGUCAAGUCGCCGAAGUAUCCACAUCCCUUCACGCCACAACCACCUCUGUCAAGAUCGAACCCGUUCCCCCCAAGUCCGAGAACGGGAUAGCGGUCCCUAAUGUGGGCAAAGCGGUUGGUAUUGCUGUGGCUAGGCAGCGAUUGCAGCAUCAGGAAACUUCAUCUAUGCGCAAUGUUUCCUUGAGUCAUCACACGUCGCAUCACGCGACCAACUAUCAUCAUUUCCAGCCGGACAGUCUGGGUUCCGGCACAGCCAUGACGAUAGGCGGCACCACCCUGGUGCACUGUGGAGGGCCUGGAGGGGAGGAUCGUGCGGCCCACCUCGCUGCCAUUCCCUCAGGGGCUCUCGCGCCUUCGCUAAACCUGAAUUCCAGUAUAAAUUCCGCGCUGAAUUCCACCCUGGGCAGCAUCGGCGGCGCACCGGCGGCCGCGACCGAUGCGGCCGCCGCUACGUGGCCGCCCACGCUGUGGCAGUACUCGGCUACGGCGGCCGCAGCGAUGCCAACGGAGCCGGUCGGCUUUUCGCAAAUGGGCUCCGGGCUUCAAGGUGGAUUCCAGCUAAUCCGCGAUCCAACAACUGGACAAAUACUUGUUAUUCAUGCGGCAGAACAAAUGCAGCAGGCUGUGGUGUUCCCUAAUUACUUGAACCAUAGCAAUAACGUGAUACCGUCAUCGCUUCUGGUGCCGCCUCCUCCGUCCUCGAUACAGCUUUUGAGUGAUAUUGGUGGUGCGCGUUUAGUGCUGACCGAAAACAAAAGGAAGCAACAAAGCGCGUCUCUGCCGAUAGUAAAAAUUGAGGCAGAAUGCAGCAACAGUCCAACCGCUAUAAUUACAUCCACCGAAUCGUCAAAAACCGCCUUGCAGACCAUGGCGGGCGCUCUAGUACCAGACGCUCUGGUUACCACUCUAUAUUACCCCCAAGGAUCGGCGCUGGUGCAGAUUAGUCAAGCCGAGCCUACUGCGCACUGCAGAUCACAGGCCACAUCGCCGGUCUCGUGCCUGACGCCACCCCCAGAAAUACCGGCGACAAUUCACGCGAUCGAGCCUGCGUCGUUUGGAGUUCAGGACGCUUCGAAUCAAACCGAUGCGCCCGAGGAAACGGACGAGCAUAAACAAGAGCCACCGCUCGUAAAGCAGGAGCAAAAUCUGAGUCCAUGCCAGGCGUCUCAAUCUAAUACAAAUCUGACCGCCGCUAACUUCGAAAUUGUCAGAAUCACGACAACUACGACGACGGUGAAUCCGACCGUCUGCGGCAUCGUCGCCAAAGUGGAUAAGGCGGAAAAUACCAUCAUUAAUAUGGCCGAUGCGGCCAAAUAUUUGACAAAAGGAUCGGGCAGGGGUUUCGUCAGAGCAAUUGAGCAGAGCUCGCAAGGCGUCAAGGCGACAGAUGAGGACAAAGACGAUAAGGUGCCGCUUUGUAGCAGGAGCAGGAUCGGCGCUAGGAUCAUUGAGAUCACCGAAGAGAACUGUGAUAGUUUCCACGAAAAUUUGGAAUUCUUCGCGAGAAGAAGAGACGUCAGUGCAGAGCAACGCGAUCAUCGAGAUGAUUAUUCUAAGGAUGAAACGGAUGCCGCGCCUAACAUUCAUGAAAAAAUGGAUAUUGAGUCGAAGACCAUCGAUGCUCCGGAGAAGGUGGAAGUCCACUGUCAAAUGUGCCCUAAAACACCGGAAACAGCAAUAUUUGACGAGCCGAAACCAAGCGCCGUGGAUUCGACGGAAUCGUCGAGAAUUAAUUGCGAGAGCUGCGACAAGAAUCGAAACAUAGCGAACGGCGAGGACCGGCCUCAAAUCGCGAAGAAAUCCUUCGACAUGCCUAAUAUCGAUUGCGACGAUCAGGAAGUGCAGCAGGUGGUCAUCAAGCAAGAGGCCGAUGACAACUGCUACGAGGUGUGCUACGAGUCAUCUCAGUGCGAGCCGACGUCCACCAGCGAGCGAUCUAGAUCUAGCUGUGAGAGAUUGUCGCAGGAGGCGACAAAGAGGCACUCGGUGGAGAAGACGCAUCAUCCAGGUAUCGAGAACGUGGUAGAGAAGCUGAAGAAGAGUGCGGCGGCUCUGCAAGAGGCCACUCUUCUACCUGUCGCUCAGAAGAUCGACAAAUCCACGGAACAAUUGGACGCGGAGAAGUUAAGAAGGUACUCCGAGACGAUCCCGAAGAAACUACAUUUCCUGAGGUCUUGUCAGAAUUCUCUAGAAAGCAACCUAGACACCGAAGUUUCCUCGUCGCAAACUGCGGAGCAACACGAUCACGAUCAAUCGGGACAUUCAUCGCAGAUGGAGGACGAGCCCUCGUCGGCUAGCAGCAAGUGCGACACGUCCGGCGAGUGUUUGAUUAACGACAACAAUAACGACAGCAAGAGUAAUAACAAUAAUAUCAAGGUACUCGAAGACGUGAAACUGCUCGCGAUGAACAAGAAAAAUAUUCUUUACGACACUUACAAACCGAAGACCGUCUGGCGCUGCGAGGUGCAUCCGCUGGGAAAGUUUAACGCCACUCGCAAAUCCGAGGUCGUUAAAGACGACGCGUCCUCGGAAACGAUCGAUAACAGCGGUCUCCUGCUACUGUCGAAGAGCAUCGAACAGUACGAGCAACGGAUUGGUCAGCCGGAACAUCCGCAACCGGAUGCCUACGACGCCGAGAACUCGUCGGUUAGAAGUGAGCUGCAGAUAAGUCAGCAGAGCGAGAGCAAUAAUGUCGGCAAUCGCUUGCGCAUUUUGGAUCUUGCCCAAAUCGCCUCCGAGAUUAUAGAGAGCGAUCAUCUCGAGAAAGACGGAAACAAAAGAAAGUAUCCGGAAAACGAUGACCACCAUGUCAAACGAUACAAGAUCGACGAUUGCAAAGAGGAGGAAACCAACAAGGAUGCAUCAUUUAAUUAUCCUGAAGAAAGUAGUGCGAACAAGACGAUGGAGAUUAUAGCAGAGCAACGGGCAGCGGAGAGCACCAAGUGUACCGUUAAUUUCUCCGAAGAAAAAAUCAAUAAUGUCACUGAUGAAAGAGUUACUGAUGCAGAAGAGAAACCUCUCAAUGAAGAUUAUGAAAAUUAUCAGCCUAAGAAACGCAACGCAAAGCUUCUUAAAGAUUCGCAAGUUCUAAACAAGAUCUGUUUGGACGAAACAUUCGAUAAUUCACAAAACAAUGAUAAUUAUGAUAAGCUCUCUGACGAAGGCUCAGACAGCGAAUCGAGGAUUUUCUCCGGGCAGCCAACGAGUCAAGUCGAAAGCAAGAAGCGGAAGGCAUCCGUUGAAGACGCGAGAGGAGACGUCCAUGACUACAAAAACCCGCAGACAAAGUUAGAGACGAAGAAAUUCAUAGCCAGAAAAGGCAGUCGCGACGAGGGUGAUUGGCCGAAUAUCAACGCCGCGGAAUCCAACAUAAUAGCCGAGAUGGCCAACAUACAAAAAAAGUACAAAGAGACACAAUUGGAACUCUUUAAAUUACCUCCCAAAAAGGACGACAAAAAGUGCUUCGGCAGACCGCGGAAAAAGAGCCACUCUUCUCUGAGUUCUGAUCAAGGAACCUUGCCAUCACCACCCGCAUACGAAUUUGGGAGCUCGCCAAACUCGCCAGUGAAGUUAUCCGGAUGGAUAGAUGACGCAUUUUUGCCGAUAACUUCUGCUGGUUCGAUCGUGCCGACAAAUGGGACGAAUCUUGAGAAACACAUCUCAAAGAUCGAGCGAAAAUAUCAGAUUGAACAUCAGAGCCAUAUAAAGCUUCUCGACAGUAUACCCAGCAUUCCGACAUCAGAGCUGCCGAUAGCAUUACCAGACCCAAUACCUGGUCCCAAAACAGCAGAGGAUGGCGAGAAGAAUACAGGAACAGCAACGGUGAACUCUGAUGUGUCGUCAUCGUCUAGUGCCGCAAUCUCGAUCUCCGCUUCGAAAAGGAGAAAAGUAGGCCGACCAAGAAAGUUUAAAAAUUUGACAGAGACAAUCGUUACUAAAAAAUCGAAAAGCAAGAGUGCUAUAGUGGAUUACGUGCUAUCCCCGAAGAAUAGACAUUUGCAAACAAAGCAAUAUGGCUACACACCGUUGCCAUUCAAAUCUAGUAUGUCUUCCUUAAGGCAAUCUAAGCUGCAAAAGACGAAGCGAAUGAAACAAACUCCGCUACAUAAAAAAGACGUGAUUGUCAGCUCGAUCUUUGGCGACAAAGCGAAAAAGCAUAGUAGCGGUAAAGUGAAACCAAAGCUCAAAGCGGAAGUUAUGAUGAAAAAUUUGAAUGAUGAAAGUGAUACGAUACCGCCCGAAAACAUUCCAUCCGAAGAAUCUAUUGUUCAAAUCUCCGUCGAGGAGACGCCGGCAGAGUCGGUCGAACAAGGAAUGGAAAAGGAACCGGAACGACCGAGGCACGAGAAAUCAAAGAAGAGGAAGCGGAAAUUAUCACAGUCGUCAAACAGCGAGAGCAGGGAAUCAAAGUGGCACAAGAACUGCACGCAAUGCAAGAAGACCGCCGCCGAGAGUAUCAUCAAGCGGUGUAAACUAACGGACGAAUAUCUAAAACAGGACCAUCUGCGAAUCCUGAAAGAGUCCAACGGCUUGUUUUACGCGGGCAUUCUCAGCGUUGUCCAACCCAAUGAAAUUUAUGCCAUUAAUUUGGAUGGUGAACGAGGGAACAAAUCACACAUUUUACCCAAGGAGGAUAUAUUACGCGAUGCGAUUGUGGAAGUACGUCCAAGUUCAACAAAAGAGAUACUACCCGGGACCAGACUGUGUGCAUAUUGGAGUCAUAAUCAGAGAUGCUUGUAUCCCGGGAUCUCAGCGGAGCCUAUUAAUGGGAAUAGUGCGGAACAGUGCGAGGAUAAUUACGUCAUCGUGGAAUUCGACGACGGAGACAGCGGUAGAAUCAGCCUGGAGUAUAUCAGAUUCUUACUGCCUGAUUAUCCUUUCGUAGAGUACAAUACAAACCCCUUGGUGUCAUGUCGCAAACGACGGCGACAAGCAUCCGCAUCGGAGGAGAAACGAUCCGUGGACAAUGAUCAAACUGCGGCGUCGGGUGACGAAAUAACAGCGGAGGCAUUCACCCACGAACGCGGCAAAACAAAGAUCGAAAAGCUUUGUGACUAUCAUCGCAGAAAAAAGAAAAUAAAGAAGGAUAAGAAGCUACAUGAGUCUCAAGAAGAAAAAAUGAAGCACAGAAAGCACAAGUCUAGCAAGGAGCAUCGUAAGGAGAGACAUAAACAUAAAAAACAUCGGAAGCACAAACACAGACAUCAUGAUAGCUUUGGCGAUUCGAGCAAAACCAGCAAGGAAAGUAGCUUUGAGCAGAAGAGCGAGGAAGAAGCAGUCCACAGUACAAGUACAGGUUUUCUCGCUGCUGAGGAAAGAACGUCAUUCGAGACCGAAGAAUUGUCAGAAGAUAACGAACCUCAAAUCGCGUCUGAAGAAUUAAUAGAAUCUGCGCAAGAGGACGAAGAAGAGGCUCAGAUAGAAUCUGAAGAAUCAGCAGAAGCCAUCGAAGACGAAGAAGAGGCUCAGAUGCCAGAAGCCAUCCAAGAGCACGACGCGGUUCAGAUAGAGUCUAAAGAAUCCUCAGAUCUAGUAGAAAAAAACGAUGAGAUUCCAGUUCAAGAGUCAGAACUUAUUCAAGACGUUCAAGUAAAAUCUGAGGAAUCGCCAGCAUCAAUCGGAAGAAAAUUGAGAAAGCAGCGUAAGACACCGACGAAUCGCACUUCGACGAGUCGCGUCCCGACAAAUCGCCCUUCGACGAAUCGCGUUUCGACGAGGCGCGCCGCGAAGACUAAUCUCGUCACUUCGUCAAAUCUCUCCUCGACUGAUGCUACCACGUCGAGUUCAUCCUCGUCGAAUUCCCCCUCGUCGAAUUCCCCCUCGUCAAAUUCCCCCUCGUCGAAUUCCUCCUUGUCGAGUUCCUCCUCCACGAGUUCCUCUCCGUCAACUCCUCCCUCAUCGAAUCCCUCUUUAACGAGUCCCUUGAAUUCCUCUACACCGGACUCGUCCGCAUCGAAUCCCAUUGAGACAACCAGUGCAAUAGCCCCCAUGUUACCUAACAAACGUCUCUGGAAAUGGGCGAGCAAACCUAAUCAUACGUCUGGAGGAAAUCAGUAUUAUACGGCCAUACGACGCGGCAGGGAGACGAUAAACAUCGGCGAUAGCGUACUAUUCUACUCCUAUAAACCCAACGAGAAACCUUACAUCGGCAAAAUCGUGCAGCUGUGGUCAAAGAAGUCAGAAAUGAAGGUCAAAUGCGAUUGGUUCUACCGCCCCGAAGAGCUGCAUGAACCUUGCGGACUGAAUCCUCCGGGUGGCCUAUUCACAUCGGAUCACCGCGACACGAACGACGUGCAGACCAUCUCCCACAAGGUAAUGGUGGUGACACUUGAUGAGUACAAACAGAUGCUAGAGAAAACACCCCAAAGACAUCAAAGGAUCUGCGAGGAUGAUACAUACUAUUACAACGCCGGCUACUACAAGAAUCCGAAAAUGAAAUUAGCAACCGGCGUUAAGACUAUUCCGAUUCAGAUUGACAAUAAAUGAGGACAGCUUAAGCUGACGAUUAAGUUAACAAAAAUUACUUAAUCGCAAUCAGCCAACAACUUUGCGAAAUUUCGAUAUGACAGCAGCGCUCUCGCAAUAAAGACAUGUGAAGAAACAACUUCACCGAGGUCAAAGAUUGCAGGCUAAAAAUGCCUUUAUCGAUCCAUAUCGCUUUCGAAGCUUUGUCGCGCACGUCUAGCGAUAACAACAUAUAUCUUUCAUAUCUUUCAUGUUUUAAUCAAUUCGGCGGAAUAUUUAGUCGCGCGCCAAUAACGACGAAACGUUUUUAUAUUGCUAUAUCUAAUGAGGAAUAAGAAUAAAACAAUGUUAUAUAACAUUGAUUAGUAAAAAUUAGAAUACUUUGAUAUUGAGUGAAUGCGCAGUAUUUUUUUUCAAGUAGUAUACGUCCCUCCUUUGUGUCUUUUUAUUGCGAGAGCGCUGCUCAGGUUGAAUCCACAAGGCACAAGCAUUACUUCAUUCGCAAGAUACUUACUAAAACGCUCGGCUUUGAAAUAGGGCGCUUGUUAUUACUUAUUAUCGUCUAUCAUGUGAUAAUCAGACUCAUUUAUUCAAUAAAUAAAAGUAUGAUGCGCGACUAAAUAUUCUAUCGAUUAAAGUGAUAAGAGUAUUCGAUUAUUAAAAGCAAUAUCAUUAUCGCUAGACGCGUGUGAUAAAUUCGACAGCGAUGUGAACACCAUUAGCCUUCGACCUCCCUACAGGCAAUACUUGUGCCUUGUUCAAAAAUUUCUCUCAUCCAAAAUACGAUCCGAUUGUCGUUUGGUUUCUGCAAUUGUAAGUACGCUUAAAUUUUUCAAGCAGGAGAGAGAGAGAGAGAGAGAGAGAGAGAGAGAGAGAUAAAAAAUUUUACUCGCAUGAAUACACGCUUCUUGCAAGUUUAAUGUAAUAUAAACUCUAAACUCAAUAAGUUUCAUUAAGUAAAUCUGCUCGGUUUUGUCGACUAUACUGACGUUAACAGCGCUUUCUUUAUUGUCUGAACAUUCUUUACAAUUUAAUUUAAUUUGUACUUUUGACACGGAAUAUCGCAAAAAUGUAACGAUAACGAAGCAAUGAAAAAUUAAUUUUAUUAAAGCUUGCGAUAAAAUCAAUUAUUUAAAUAACCAACUGGUCACUAAAUUUAAAAAAAUUUCCGAACGAUAAAAAAAAAUCGUUACGGCAUGACAGAAGCAGAGGUGUGCCUGGAGAAAGAAAAGAGCGAAAGAAAACUGAGCGAAUUUUAUAAAUGAAGCUUAUCGAAUUUGGAACUUAUUUUUUAUUCACAAGCCGCGUGAAUCCAAGCGAAUAAAUUUUCAUUUCAACAUCUUAAAAUUAUUAUUGAGAAAGUUCUUAGUUUUUAUCGUCGAAAAAAUUUGAUUCCCGAGGUUGGGGCUGAAAUAACCGACAAUGUACUUAUAAUUCGUGACACAUGACUUAUUGACUCUUAGUGUCUUUCGCAGUUAUGAAACGCUUAAUCGGCGUAAUUAAUCAUGUAAAUAAGAAAGAGCGUUUUUUGAGAAUAAUUGCAAACAAAUUUGGGGCUGCAAAGUUUUAACAUAAUAUUGAACUAUUUCUCGAGUAUAACUAUUGUCAAAAUUAAACUUUGAUUGUGAGUCACGUGUCAUGAACUAUCCUUGUUAGAUUAAGAUACUCUUUCCUCGUACUGUUUUGCUUAUUUGUCAACACGUUAAUUAGUUUGGUAGUUCUUUCUUUUUUUUCUAUAUUGCGAGAAGAAACUUUACUACACGCGCGUAGUAAUACAAAAUGAGGUGCUGUACAUAUAUCGAUAGAUGAUUCUCGCGGACUUGUAAGAUACGGAUUUUUAGGUGAAGAUAUUCGAAUAGCCGAACGUCGUUCGUUUUUUUUUUUAAUUUUGCAAUGGCAAACAUACACAUGAAGCUCACUGUAGACAUUUUUCUAUUAAAAUUAAAAAUUUAUAAGAAUAAAGUUCGAGUAUUAUAUGAGGGUACAAAUAUCAUAUUUAGAGGAAAAAUGGAUCAAGUCCAUUUUUGUUAAUUGUUAGAAAAUUAGUUUUAAAGUUAAAGUUAUUCUAAUUAUGUGCAACACUGUUUUUUAUCGGUGCUAUAGUUUCUUUUAAUUUUAACUUAAACAUUUGCACUCUUUUUUUAAGUCAUUCGAUGAAAAUUGUUUAGUUUUUUCUAAUUUAUGGAUUUAAAAAAGGACUUGAUCCACCACUUUUCCUCCGAACUCCUCAUAUAGCUGCGUAAUACGACUUAUUAUUUCGUUUCUGAACUAUUUUAUGAAAAAAUGAACAACAAAAUUUACAAAUAUGUUAAUCGGAUAAUUUGAAAAUCUAUUGUUUGAUAUAA
Linepithema humile (Argentine ant) is the source of this 10935-nucleotide messenger RNA. The record is from RefSeq and is a predicted model, not a curated record. NCBI's taxonomy places the organism in Eukaryota, Metazoa, Arthropoda, Insecta, Hymenoptera, Formicidae.